This is a messenger RNA of Neofelis nebulosa (Clouded leopard), 4034 nucleotides long. Its product is annotated as protocadherin-8. Gene Ontology annotation, biological process: homophilic cell-cell adhesion. The transcript is spliced from 3 exons. The record is from RefSeq and is a predicted model, not a curated record. Gene Ontology annotation, cellular component: plasma membrane. The coding region runs from base 239 to 3451 and encodes 1070 amino acids. NCBI's taxonomy places the organism in Eukaryota, Metazoa, Chordata, Mammalia, Carnivora, Felidae. Gene Ontology annotation, molecular function: calcium ion binding.
GCGGCGCGCAGCGGCGCAGCUCCAGCAGCUAUAGAAGGAAGGGAGAGGUGUGUAGUGUGGGCCGGACUGAGAGUCCUCAGAGCCCGCCGGAACCUCGAGCUGCAGCCCACAGAUCUCCCGCACUGGGCUCGCAAAGAGCGUGCUCGGAGGAUCCUGGGACUCACGCCCGGACCUGCACCUGCAAACCAGAGAGGAAUUGCUCCCUCAGCUUUUUGGAAUAGCACUUGGGGCUAGCGGCAUGAGUCCGGUGAGGCGCGGGGGCAGCCCCUGCCUUUUCCCUUUACAGCUCUUCAGCCUCUGUUGGGUGCUUUCAGUGGCCCAGAGCAAGACAGUGCGAUACAGCACCUUCGAGGAGGACGCUCCUGGCACGGUCAUCGGGACCCUAGCUGAGGACCUGCAUAUGAAAGUAUCCGGAGACACAAGCUUCCGCCUGAUGAAGCAGUUCAACAGCUCGCUGCUCCGAGUGCGUGAGGGCGACGGGCAGCUGACCGUCGGGGACGCGGGCCUGGACCGCGAGCGGCUGUGCGGCCAGGCACCACAGUGCGUGCUGGCCUUCGACGUGGUCAGCUUCUCGCAGGAGCAGUUCCGGCUGAUACACGUGGAGGUGGAGGUGAGGGACAUCAACGAUCACGCGCCGCGCUUUCCCCGGGCCCAGAUCCCCGUGGAGGUGUCCGAGGGCGCGGCUGUGGGCACGCGCAUCCCGCUGGAGGUGCCGGUGGACGAGGAUGUGGGAGCCAACGGGCUGCAGAGCGUGCGCCUGGCCGAGCCUCACAGCCCCUUCCGCGUGGAGCUGCAGACGCGCGCGGACGGCGCCCAGUGCGCGGACCUGGUGCUGCUGCAGGAGCUGGACCGCGAGAGCCAGGCCGCCUACAGCCUGGAGCUAGUGGCCCAGGACGGCGGCCGCCCGCCGCGCUCCGCCACUGCCGCCCUCAGCGUGCGAGUGCUGGACGCCAACGACCACAGCCCGGCCUUCCCGCAGGGCGCCGUGGCCGAGGUGGAGCUGGCGGAGGACGCGCCCGUGGGCUCCCUGCUGCUGGACCUGGACGCAGCCGACCCCGACGAGGGCCCCAACGGCGACGUGGUGUUUGCCUUCGGUGCCCGCACCCCGCCCGAGGCGCGCCGCCUCUUCCGCCUGGACCCGCGCUCGGGCCGCCUCACUCUGGCAGGACCCGUGGACUACGAGCGCCAGGACACCUAUGAGCUAGACGUACGGGCCCAGGACCGCGGUCCCGGGCCUCGGGCCUCCACCUGCAAAGUCAUCGUGCGCAUCCGCGACGUCAAUGACAACGCUCCGGACAUCACCAUCACCCCGCUGGCCGCCCCGGGCGCGCCUGCCGCCUCUCCCUUCGCCGCCGCCGCCGCCGCCGCCGCUCUCGGGGGUGCGGACGCGACCUCGCCGACCGGACCUGGAACGCCGGAGGCCGGCGCCAUCUCGCUGGUGCCAGAGGGGGCGGCGCGCGAGAGCCUGGUGGCGCUGGUCAGCACCUCGGACAGAGACUCGGGCGCCAAUGGGCAGGUGCGCUGCGCCCUCUACGGGCACGAGCAUUUCCGGCUGCAGCCGGCCUACGCGGGCAGCUACCUGGUGGUGACCGCGGCGUCCCUGGACCGCGAGCGCAUCGCUGAGUACAACCUGACGCUGGUGGCCGAGGACAGAGGCGCGCCCCCUCUACGCACCGUGCGGCCCUACACGGUGCGCGUGAGCGACGAGAAUGACAACGCGCCACUUUUCACACGACCAGUCUAUGAGGUGUCCGUGCGUGAGAACAACCCGCCCGGGGCCUACUUGGCCACGGUAGCCGCCCGGGAUCCGGACCUGGGCCGCAACGGCCAGGUCACCUACCGGCUGCUGGAGGCCGAAGUAGGCCGUGCCGGGGGCUCGGUGUCCACCUAUGUGUCGGUGGACCCGGCUACCGGGGCCAUCUACGCGCUGCGAAGCUUCGACUAUGAGACCCUACGCCAGCUCGACGUGCGCAUCCAGGCGAGCGACGGUGGCUCCCCUCAGCUCUCCAGCAGUGCCCUGGUGCAAGUGAGAGUACUGGACCAGAACGACCACGCACCCGUCCUGGUGCACCCGGCGCCGGCCAACGGGACCCUGGAAGUGGCUGUCCCCGGGCGCACGGCAAGGGACACGGCGGUGGCGCGUGUGCAGGCCCGGGACGCAGACGAUGGUGCCAACGGGGAGCUGGCAUUCGAGCUGCAGCAGCAGGAGCCGCGAGAAGCCUUCGCCAUCGGCCGCCGCACGGGGGAGAUAGUGCUCACAGACGACCUCUCACAGGAGCCCCCCGGCCGCGUCUUCCGGGCUCUGUUGGUCAUAUCCGACGGCGGCCGCCCCCCGCUCUCCACCACUGCCACUGUCAGCUUCGUGGUGACAGCAGGUGACGGACGCGGGCUGGUGGCGCCCGCCAGUGCAAAGAGCCCGGAGCGCUCUCGCCCGCCUGGCUCGCGGCUCGCAGCGUCGGGGCCGGCGCUACAAUGGGACACGCCGCUAAUCGUCAUCAUCGUGUUGGCGGGAAGCUGCACGCUGCUGCUGGCCGCCAUCAUCGCCAUCGCCACCACCUGCAACCGCCGCAAGAAGGAGGUGCGCAAAGGGGGGGCCCGCCGGGAAGAGCGGCCCGGGGCGGCGGGCGGCGGAGCCUCGGCUCCCGGCUCCCCGGAGGAGGCUGCCCGGGGAGCCGGGCCCAGGCCCAACAUGUUCGACGUGCUCACCUUCCCUGGCAGCGGCAAAGCGCCCUUUGGCAGCCCCGCGGCCGACCCGCCCCCGCCCGCGGUCGCUGCGGCCGAAGUGCCGGGCUCGGAGGGCGGCAGCGCCACCGGGGAAAGCUCCUGUCACUUCGAGGGGCAGCAGCGGCUCCGCGGCGCGCACGCCGAGCCCUACGGUGCCUCUCCCGGCUUCGGAAAGGAGCCGGCGCCCCCUGUGGCGGUCUGGAAAGGACACUCUUUCAAUACCAUCUCCGGCCGAGAAGCUGAGAAGUUCAGCGGCAAAGACAGCGGCAAAGGGGACAGUGAUUUCAACGACAGCGAUUCCGACAUCAGCGGGGACGCUCUGAAAAAGGAUCUCAUCAACCACAUGCAGAGUGGACUGUGGGCGUGCACCGCUGAGUGUAAGAUCCUGGGCCACUCUGAUCGCUGCUGGAGCCCGUCAUGCGGAGGGCCCAACACACAUCCCCCGCCUCACCCACCGGCCCAGAUGUCUACCUUCUGUAAGAGCACGUCCCUGCCUCGUGAUCCUCUGCGCAGGGACAAUUACUACCAGGCCCAGCUGCCCAAGACAGUGGGGCUGCAGAGCGUCUAUGAGAAAGUGCUACACAGGGACUAUGACAGGACAGUCACUCUGCUCUCCCCUCCCCGCCCAGGGAGGCUCCCAGACUUGCAGGAGAUUGGGGUACCCCUCUAUCAGUCCCCCCCUGGCAGGUACCUGUCCCCAAAGAAGGAAGCCAAUGAAAAUGUGUAAUCCCAUGCUGCAUGUCUUCACAACAUAUACAGGUCACUCCGAGAAGCCCCUAAAUUAUUGACAGGUUUCAGUGUUGUAUAUAUAAAUAUGCAAGAUGUGCCUUAAAAUGAAGUUGUUGGAAGCUAUUUCCAAUCACAUUGGUACUGUUUGGUAUUUGCAAACAAAAAUGUAGUUAAUGUAAUUUUUAUGAAAUGUGUGCAGUAUUUAAUUUUUCUUAUCAUGCUAUUGACUUUAAUUUCACUUGCGGCUUGCCAUUUUCUUAGUGUUUUUAACCUGUACAUUGUGUAAUGUAAUGUUUGUAUAUAAUGAAAUUUUGUUAUAUUUUUAUAUAAUAAAAGCUAAAGUGGAAGUUAUUGCCAAAGGAACUGUCUGUAAGACAAAAAAAAUGGGAAUUACUUAAUGGAAAUUUACCUUUCACCUGAAACAACCUAGUGUUUGAGAAUUUUUGCCUUGCCAAGUAUACCUUGUAUAUCUUGAGUCUGUGGUAGAUUUCAAGUUCAAUGUUACUUAAUUACAUUUGGUUUUCUGUAAACCGUGUCACUUAUAAGCACAGUAAUAAAGGAUUUGUCAUGUGUUUGAAGAA